Molecule: messenger RNA, 745 nt
Organism: Camellia sinensis
Lineage: Eukaryota; Viridiplantae; Streptophyta; Magnoliopsida; Ericales; Theaceae
Source: RefSeq, a predicted model, not a curated record
AUGGAUUCUCCUUUCUUUCCAUACCCAUAUCCUGAAUUCUCACCUCAAUCUUCUUUCACUUCACUUGAAUCCUCGUCAUGUAAUAAUGUGCUAGGCUUCACCAACCAAACCACCCUUCCCUUCAAUGAAAAUGACUCUGAAGAAAUGCUUCUCUUCGGAGUCAUAACUGAAGCAGAUAGUGACCACUCAUUAAUGGGCACCUCUUCAUCUCGAUCCAGAGAUAAAGAGGCAUGCUCAGAACCACGUGAAGAACUUAUUAAUGAGUCACUAUCUGCUUCUACUUCGAAUGCUUAUAGAGGUGUUCGUAAACGGCUUUGGGGGAAAUAUGCAGCCGAGAUAAGGGACUCCACAAGGAAUGGUGUUAGGGUUUGGUUGGGGACGUUUGACACGGCCGAGGCCGCGGCUUUGGCCUAUGACCAAGCUGCAUUUGCGAUGCGGGGUUCCUCAGCUGUGCUCAACUUCCCGGUGGAGGUGGUUUACGAGUCGCUUCUAACCAUGCAUUAUGGUUUUGAGGAAGGGUGUUCGCCGGUUUUGGCAUUGAAGAAGAGACACUCCAUGAAGAGGAAAAGAGUUGGUAGGAAGAAGAAAGAAAGAGAAAAUAAUCAGACGAGGGUGGAAAAUGUGGUGGUGCUAGAGGACUUGGGUGCUGACUAUUUGGAGGAACUUCUAAGUUUAUCUGAGAGUACUACUACUAGUGUUGGGACUUGGUGAGUGAUCUAGGGUUACUCACAUUAUUUGAAAUAAA